This is a messenger RNA of Penicillium brevicompactum, 3108 nucleotides long. RefSeq lists its product as uncharacterized. Gene Ontology annotation, molecular function: protein binding. Lineage: Eukaryota; Fungi; Ascomycota; Eurotiomycetes; Eurotiales; Aspergillaceae. Bases 1 to 3108 code for a protein of 1035 amino acids. The transcript has a single exon. The record is from RefSeq and is a predicted model, not a curated record.
AUGGACGGACAACCCAAAGCCGCACCCCGCCUGAGUGGUAUCCCACGACCUGCAAGUGGCAUUCCACGGCCGACGUCGAGGUUGCCUCUACCAACGAGCACGGCCCCGAAAUCGAUCAAGCCGUCACCUUCCCGAGAUAGACUGCGGGCCGACCCUGGAUUAGACGAACGGAGAUUGCGACGACCCUCAUAUGACACCCUCGUGAAAAAGCCGUCCUCGCGCUUUUUAGCACCGCCCAAGCCCGAAGAUGACCCUGUUUCAGCGGCCAAGCAGGAUGAGAUCCAAGGCGAAGAGGGCGAUACCCAGAUUUCGGAGGAAAUGAGCUCGGUUGCCGGUGAUGAUGAUACUGCCUCGGUCGCAUCAGCACAAGAAGUUAGAGGCCGCCGCGGGGUGCGCCCCUCGCUGUCCGAACGAACGCUUGAGACCCUGGCACAAAUUCCACCAUCACCUGCCUCGGCGAGAAGACAAUCCAGCUUCUUUAACGGCGCCAGCCCAAUGCGAUCACCAUCUCGUGCUCCGUCCAAUGUAUCGAGUGUCUCGAGAUCCCCAUCAAGGGCAUCUUCUACCGCGACAAAUAACAACGAGCUAUAUACACAGCCUGUGUCCAAGUUACGUUUGCCCUCUGCGACGUCUCGCAUUCCUGCGACGUCGUCUCUUUCCCCAGUCCGUACUUCCGAGGAAAGCGUGAGUCCGUCACGAUUGAAGCAACCAAAGUCCCGGCAAAGUAUCGCGACGUCGGACACUCUUACCUCAGAUGCCAGCUCCCCGCCCAAAAAGACGCUACCCGAGAGACCUUUUGGAGGCAAGGAUGCGGGAAGGCUCUCACUCGCCCGUCCAUCACCCAGUAAACCCGCCGCGAAGCCCUUGACAAAGUCUACAAAGUCAAACAUGGGCCCACCGGAGAGACCGCUCCAGGUGAAGAAAACACGCAAACCUGGAACAGAGCAGGGCACCAAUGCACGAUCUCCUUCAGCGCCGAGAUAUGUCUCUGCUACUUCCAACAUGCAAGACGAACUGUCUCCAGAGCAACAGGCAGAAAGUGAUGCCAGAAAAGCAUCGAAAUCGUCGAGCACCUUACGCGAAACCAUAGCCAAGGCGAAAGCUGCUCGCAAGGCAGUAGCGGCAACAGAGAAGAACGAACCACCACAGAAGUCAGUCUCACAGGCACCGAUCCCUGAAUCUUGGGGAACUGCCGACGACGAGGAUCCAUUUAACCAACUCCCUAAGGAACCUGACUCCUUGGUGAUGCGCAAACGUGUACAGACAGCUCGCGCCACUGGACAGUUGAACAUUGCUGCGUUUUCCUUGACAGAAAUACCAAAGGAAGUACUGACCAUGUACGACUAUGAUGCGGACAACGCGAAUUGGUUUGAAAAUGUUGAUCUUACCAAGUUCAUCGCCGCAGACAACGAGCUAGAGCAGAUCUCAGAUGAAGUCUUCCCAGAUAUUAAUCCCGAGGAAUUUGAUCCUGAUAGUGAUGACCGAGGCUUGCAAUUUGGAGGCAUUGAGACAUUGGACCUUCAUGGAAACAUCUUGAAGUCUCUGCCAAUGGGACUUCGGCGAAUGCAAAAUUUGCGUUUCCUUAAUCUAUCGAAUAAUUCGUUGGACAUGGAGCAUAUUGAGAUUAUCACGGAGAUCAGAUCAUUGAUUGAUUUGAAACUUGCAAACAACCAGCUUUCAGGGGAAUUGGCUCCCUUCUUUGGUCAAUUUGACAAGUUGGAAUCCUUGGACCUGCGCGGUAACAAGCUCACCACACUUCCCGAGGAGCUUGCUGGAAUGAGCUCUCUCAGAACUCUGGACGUCAGUGAAAACAAAUUGACGUCUCUGCCAUUUGAAGCGCUCAGCAAACUACCGCUGAAAACGCUGAACGCAAAUAAGAACAAGCUGGAGGGAACCCUGAUCUCUGCCUCUGUGGAUCGAUGGGAAACAUUACAGUCCUUGAACAUCGCAAACAAUGCUGUAGCCGUGUUCGCCGCAAAUGAUACUCUCGAUCUUCCAAACUUGCAUAUCCUGUUGAUUGGAGUCAACCGUAUCACCCACCUUCCGAAUGUGUCUUCAUGGCAGUCACUGUUGACACUAUCAGCGGAAGAAAACAAAAUCGCCGAGCUGCCAACCGGAUUUGUCGAGCUCAAAAGCAUCAAAAAGGCCGAUUUCACAGCAAAUGAUCUUACCCGCUUGGAUGACAAGAUUGGACUCAUGGAAUCCCUCACAUCUUUGCGUGUUGCCAACAAUCCACUUCGUGAACGACGACUACUGAACAUGGACACCGACGACAUCAAACGCGAUCUGCGCAGCCGAUGUGAGCCUGAUCCCCAGGACACAGAUGACGAAGGAUCAGUAGCCACUCAAUUCACUCUGGCACCCGAAAAUCCUGCGCUUGAGGGAAAUUGGCAAAUCAAAUCUGGCGGUACUCUUGACAAAUCAUUCGCCGAUAUGACCGAUCUCACCGUCGAACAAUUGGAGUCAGUUGCCUCGCAAGAUAUCAGGUGUCUGUAUCUGCAGCAGAAUCAAUUGAACCACUUCCCAGUCCCAGCACUUGCAAUGCUUGCGCCAGGUUUAGUUGAGCUUGAUCUCUCACACAACCCUCUGAAAGGAGAUGAGUUCCUGUCCACCCCGCUCGAGCUUCCAAAGCUUCAGUCGCUCACUCUCAAUGCGACUUCCCUAACAUCCUGGGAGCCUCUAUUGAAUAACCUGGUCGCCCCAUCUUUGACCUUAUUGGAUGUAUCCCACAAUCGUUUGAAGGGACCUCUUCCCAACUUGCGGUCUAUCUACCCAGAGCUGAAGACGGUUGUUGCAUCCGACAACCAAAUUGCCAGCCUAGAUUUCGAAUCCGUGCAAGGGUUGCAGGUUGUGGAACUUAGCAACAACGACAUCGAUUCCCUUCCCCCAAAGAUUGGUUUACUAGCCGCUGAACGUUCCCCGCAGAACUGGGGUACUGGAUCGGCUUUGCGGCGCUUCGAGGUAGCCGGCAACCGCUUUAGAGUUCCCCGGUGGCAGGUAGUCGCCAAAGGGACGGAUGCUAUUCUGGAGUUCUUGCGCGGCCGAAUUCCGACCCAGGAUCUUCCGGAAUGGGAAAGGGAAGACGAAGUCAGUGAGGGAGAGCUCUAA